GCGGCUGGUGGACAAUCUACGGUAUCGCAGGGGCAAGCGGUCGGAAGUGACAGAAAGGAUGCCUCUCUCGCUUCGGGGGCUAAGAAGGAUAAAGAAGAAAAAGACUCCAAGGCAGAGAAAAAAAUCAGAAUCUUCACCACAGUUCUACAUCCCACGCAAUUGACCUUGCACGCAGAUAUGGCUGUUAUGGCGUCAACACCAGUUCCAUCACGGCUGAGUUCGUACUCGCGGCCGCAGCAGUCAAGUUCUACGCUUGCUACACCAACAUCCGCUUCGAUGCCCGUACCACCUACGCCAACUGGGUUGACUAUCAACACAUCUCCUGGGGCCCUGAGCACAAAGACAAUGCUCAAUGAUAAGACUGCUCUGAAUUUUGAGGCGACUACCCUAUUAGCUACAUCCCCGGCUUUGGUUCUUACCCCCGCCAAGGAUCCUGAGCAUGCACAAACGAUUCUCCGCACGCUCAGGAAUCCCCAUAACUCAUUUCCCAUGCCUCCUCCCAAGUCCCGGAAGAGGACGACAGCUGAGCUUGCAGCAGACGAGGCGCAAGCUGUUCAAGAGGAAAGAUUACUCCUUAUUAUGGAUGAGCGCCAUUCGGGACAUACUUCUUUGGCUCCGGAGUCAGCUGCUGGUGAUGGAGCUAGUGUUGGCAAUGGGUUUGAGCCUGACUUUAAGAAGUUUAAGUUGAUCGAAAGCAUUCGGACUCGGUUAGAGGAGGAAAGGAAAGCAAAGAUCGAGAAGGAUAGACUGCAGCGACAAGAGAUUGAGCAGCGCAACCGGGAAACCAGGAAACGAGAAGAGCUUGAGGCUACCCAGAGGCUGGCUGCAAGCCGAGCUUCUCAGCAUGGCAGUCCUGUGUUGGCACAGGGACCGGUUGUUGGUGCCGCAACAACCGCGGCCCAAGUGAGUGGGACUACUGCCACUGCUCGCCCUGGAAGUUCUGGAUCAGUGCAAAGCCAGUCAGGACAGCAGGUUAAUAAUUUGAGGUUACAACAGCAGCAGCACUUGCAGCGUCCCUCGGCACAGCAGCAGCAACAACAGCAGCAGGCCCAGCAGCAACAGGCCCAGACCCAGGCUCAAGCGCAGCAGCAGCAGCAGGCCCAACAGCAACAGCAACAGGCCCAAGCCCAAGCGCAGCAACAGCAGCAGCAGGCCCAACAGGCACAGCAAGCACAGCAGGCACAGCAAGCGCAGCAAGCACAGCAAGCACAACAAGCGCAGCAAGCACAGCAGGCCCAGCAAGCGCGGCAACAAGCGCAACAGCAAGCACAGCAGCAAGCGCAGCAGCAAGCACAGCAGCAGGCACAGCAGCAAGCACAGCAGCAGGCACAGCAACAGGCGCAACAGCAAGCACAGCAGCAGGCGCAACAGCAAGCACAGCAGCAGGCGCAACAGCAAGCGCAACACCCUGGUGGCCAACAACAGCAGCAUGCUCAACAGACUGGCCAGCAGCCGAUUGGUAUGGCUCAACAGUCGCAAAUGCAGCACCAUCCUAUGUCACAGCCAGGCACAAACGCAGCGGCAGUGGCUACAACUCAAUACAACCAUAUGCAGCAACAACGGAUGCUGUCUCAACAGCACGCCCAGCAGAAUAGCCAGUCGCCAAGACCGCUCCACCAGUCACCACAUCUUACCCAGCAAUCACCGCAUCUCGCUCAGCAAUUACCACAUCUCGCUCAACAAUCAUCUCACCUUCAGAAUGGUUCGCCUCGCAUGGCCCACCAUGCUACUCUCCAACAGCCGCAUAUUCAACUUCAGAUGCAGCAAUUUCAACAACAGCAACAGCUCGCAGCCCAGCAGCUUCGGGGUGGAGGCAUGAACAAUACGAACGUAACCGGUGCACGAGCCACAAUGAUCGGGAGGACUGCAAACGCCGCCAGUCUUCGGCAAGGGCAUCACGUCCGACAACAACUUCCGCAACAGCAAGAGCACCAGUUUCAAGAUUUGGGCAACCUCAGGUGGUAAUGGAAUUGCGAUGGGCGGAGGAGGGGUGCAUUAGCUUCCUCCGGGAAUGACUGGACAGAUGCCUUCGGGGAUGAACUAGAAUAUGAUGCUUAGCAUGGUCAAUAUAAGGAAUGGCACUCAAGGGAUGGGUAGAGGAGCGAGCAGGCCUAAACGGGGCCUUUUGUUGAAGGGGGUUGAGGUUGGAAGAGCACUUUAUGGAGGAGCGCUUGUUAUACUAGUUUUCUUCAGUUUACGUCCUUUGGGUUGGCUCUCUCAUUCUGCGUUUGCUACUGAACCCCCCUCCCCCACUCUUUUUCUUCUUUUCAUCAUUGGUUUGGUUUAACAUGCGGUUUUUAGUAUUAUUUCCUUUUCUGUCUUGUUGGGCGCGGGACGGUAUUGUGUUAUUUUGAUUUUCCUUUGUUUCCUUUUUGUCCCUUUUCUUAUAUUGGGAGGCGUCUUUGUUAGGAAAUCUCUGCGGUUUGUUCGUUCCGUUGAUCCCUUUUCUUUGCUGGUUUAUUUUUUAGUGCUGUUAGGGUAUUUCUAUUCCAAUUUUUUGUUUCCCUUCCCUCCCUCUACUAUCCCCAUUUUACUUUCUGUUUUUUUCUCCUUCAUUUCUUGGAAAUAAUUUGUUAGAGAUCUGGGAAGGGGAGGGGGAAUGGUGUUCACAGGGGUUCCUAACUAAUGAUUUGGAGCAGUGACGUAUAUACGUAAUGACAAAGUAUAUAUACCA
This is a messenger RNA of Tuber melanosporum (Perigord truffle), 2674 nucleotides long. RefSeq lists its product as uncharacterized. Lineage: Eukaryota; Fungi; Ascomycota; Pezizomycetes; Pezizales; Tuberaceae. The record is from RefSeq and is a predicted model, not a curated record. Bases 178 to 1965 code for a protein of 595 amino acids. The transcript has a single exon.